This is a messenger RNA of Plodia interpunctella (Indianmeal moth), 1108 nucleotides long. RefSeq lists its product as uncharacterized. The record is from RefSeq and is a predicted model, not a curated record. Bases 111 to 971 code for a protein of 286 amino acids. Lineage: Eukaryota; Metazoa; Arthropoda; Insecta; Lepidoptera; Pyralidae. The transcript is spliced from 2 exons.
AUUCAGUUGGCAAUGACAAUCAAUACCUUCCUUUGUUUAUUUAUGAAGUUUGUUAUUUUUUCAUGAAAGUUAGUUUUGUUGUUUAGAAUAUUUAUUAUAGAUAGGUUAAAAUGGGCAAAAAUAAGACCAUUCCAAGUGGAGAACGGACAAUAAUUUUACGAGUUCUCCACUUUUUCGAGGAAGAAAAGAAAAAGGGUUCACCUUUGCUUCCAUUGAAGAAAGCGUUAAGCAGGACGAGUACUGCCACUGGAGUCAGUCUUAGUACAAUAACGCGUAUAAAAAAGGAAGAACUUAAGAUUCUUAAGGAAAUGUCAUUGUCAGCAGCCCCGGAAGUCACUCCAACAGAAACAUCAACACUUGUUCCAAAACCACGGCCAACUGUGGUGCUGCCAACCCCAGGAAAGAAACGCCGGCCUGCCUACAACAAAUUAGAAAUUGACGAAUUCACAAUUAGCUCAAUAAAGAAAAUAGUAAAUGACUUCCACAAGGAAAAGAAGGAACUGCCAACGUUGAAAAAAAUUUUAGCUGUUGCAAAAGCGGAUUUCAACUUUCCAGGACAAAAAGAGACGCUGCGUAAAAUUUUAAGAGAAAAAUGCGGUUUUAUGUUUACAAAAUGCAUGAAGAAAAAGAAUCUGUUGCGAGGUGGCAACGAGAUUGGUUUUUGGCGUGCUCGUAAUACGAAAGGCAAGCAGAAAAAGCAGUUGAAUAAAAAGAAGGUUAAAAAUGAAGAGAAAGCAAGCUGCUGUGGAAUUGAUAAUGAACUUAAUGAAGAUGAAAUACAAAAUAAUAUCAGCGAUAAACAACAUGAUAUUAGUGAAUUAAAAAUUGAAAUGCACAAAAUUAACAAUGCACUUGAUGAAACUGAUAAAGUGCAGAAUGAAUUCUGUAGUAUGAAAAAUGAACAGAAUCUCACAAAUAGAAGCUCAUUCGAUUGGUUUUCGAGUACAAAUGAGGCUUUAUUGAAUGAUUGAAAUAUACUUAAACCCUUAGAUCCUGGAGAUAAUAAAAACAAUUGAACAACAAUUGUUUAGUAGAUUAAUUGAUUUAUAAAUAAGAAUAAUAUAGCAGAGUCGAAGCUCUGAUAUUUUGGUUGUUGUAGGUUACAAUU